Arctia plantaginis is the source of this 792-nucleotide messenger RNA. The record is from the annotation of a GenBank genome assembly. NCBI's taxonomy places the organism in Eukaryota, Metazoa, Arthropoda, Insecta, Lepidoptera, Erebidae.
AUGGCAUUUAUGGGUGAUAUGAUGAACCCAGCCCCUUUCUGGCAGAAUGGUCCUGCCCCUGGAGCGUUCUAUAACUUCCCUGGGAACUCUUCGAGUUUUGGUCCAAGCAACCACUCGGUAAAAGAAUUCAAGGCACACUCUGCCCAACCAAUCACCACUACUACAACAGUCAUUGGAGUCAAGUUUGAUAAAGGCUGUGUGAUUGCUGCUGAUACACUUGGGUCUUAUGGCACACUAGCUAGAUUCCGUGACUGUCCCCGUGUAAUAAGAGUCAAUGAUUUGAUAAUGCUUGGCUCUGGUGGUGAUUAUGCUGAUUAUCAGUACUUGAAAGACAUAAUUGAACAGAAAAUUAUUGAUGAACAAUGCAUCGGUGAUGGUCUCAACCUUAAGCCGCGUUCUUUAUACUGCUGGUUGACCCGUGUACUGUACAACAAACGCUGCAAAAUGGACCCAUUGUGGAGCAACUAUAUUGUAGCUGGUAUUCAGGAUGGUGAACCUUUCCUUGGCUCAGUUGACAAGUUAGGAACAGCAUAUGAAGAUGCCGCCAUCGCGACUGGCCUAGGCGCGUACAUGGCAACUCCUUUGCUUAGAGAAGGAGUUGACAAAGGAAAUCUAGAUGAGGAGACUGCCAAGGCCUUAGUCCGUAAAUGCAUGGAAGUAUUGUACUACAGAGACGCUCGCGCCUUCGCGCGGUACCAACUGGGUGUGGUGACCGCCGCCGGAGUGAAGAUCGACGACGUAACCGAGAUCGCCCACAACUGGUCUCUCGCACACAUGAUCCAUAUGAAGUGA